UUGGAAGACUUCAGGCUUACCGAGAAGAGGAGGAGCAUCGGAAAAAUCAGGAUCUGUAGCAUCAGAGUUCAUUACAACCAGGGUGUAGCAAGGGCAAUAGGACCAGGGUUGAGGAAGAAAUGGAGUAACAUCAGCCAAAACAGCAGAGAAAAAUGCUAUUUAAGUCAGAAGGAAUAUAAUAACUGCUGGUAUAUUCCUCCUGUCCAAGAAGAAUGGCACAUCCAGCAAAUAGAAGACCAGAGAACUCCAAAAUCGACUGGCAUUUGCCCACCAUUUCAUCCUCUGCGUCAGCUCAUCACAUGGGGAUACAGCAUCGGCAUCAGAUUGGUUGAAGAUUUCUUGGCUCGCUCUGCUGUGAAGAAGUGCCGCAGUUAUUCUGAAACUGCAGACAUAAUUGCACAGGUUGCUUUUAAGAUGUAUCUGGGUGUCACCCCUACUGUGACUUGCAACAAUGCAAUGGGAAAUGAGUUUUCUCUCAUUCUGGCCAAGAAUCCGUUAGUGGACUUUGUGGAGGAGCUACCAGCAAGUCGAUCAUCUCUUUGCUAUUGCAGCCUGUUGUCUGGGACCAUCAGAGGGGCUCUGGAAAUGAUACACCUAGCAGCUGACGUGAUUUUUCUUCAAGACACUCUGAAAGGAGAUGAUGUGACAGAAAUCCGAAUCACAUUCUUGAAGAAGGCUGAAACCAAGAAAUACAAGAGAAAUAAAUGAAACUGUUAUCAGAAAUAAUUAUGUAUAUAGGGUUAGCCAAGCCUCUACAGCUGCCUAAAAGAGGAACCUUCCAAUACAGGAAGGACCAUCCACCCAGAACAUGACUAAAAAUAAACAGUUUUUCUAGUCCAGGCCAUGCAUACCCAGAAGCUUGUUGAAGGAACAAGAAAUUAGCAUAUGGGAAUUUAAUAAGUGUAGUGCUCUAAAAUGUAUUUAUUACCAGGAAUUGAGUGGUGAAUAUCUGUAAAAUCUCUGCUCCCUGAAAAAUAUCCUUGCAUGCUGCUUCAUAUUGGAGCUGUGCUAUAGCUGUUUCAGUGAGGUAAAUUCUAGUGCUGUGAGGAACAAGGUUUUCUUAGGACUCUUAGGAUGAUAAUUCUCCUGAGGAAUUGCCUGAGGGAAUUUUCUCAGACCAGAUAAUUCCAUGAAAUGUAGUAAGUAGGACUAAAUGCAACCACCAAACCUUUCCAUGUUUGUUACAGUUCCCUGCAAUUAUACCUUUCCCAAAUUAAUGUCAUGAGGUAGGCAAUGUAAAAGAAGAUAAUGCAGCCCUAAAAUAAGCUCAAGAUGCUUUAGAAGCAAAAUGUAAUAACUACUUAAUAAACCCCUAAUACUUUCCCUACCCAGGACCCCUAACUGCUUCCCUGACACCAUCCAAAGACUGCUUCCUCACUUUUGACUCUUGCAUUUCUUGAGUUACCAUCAAAAUGAUGCCCACAUUUUUUGUCAGGCUUCUGACUGGCUUCUGCUUGGGCUGUCUCUGUUGAUAAAAGGACUUGCCAAUUGGGGUGUUUUUUUUUUAUUAUUAUUAUUUUAUCCUUUGGAUUUGAAGAUGUGUAUAAUUUUAAAGAAAUGGAAAGGGUGAAUGAGAUAUAUAAAUAUAUUAUCUGAACCAAAUUGUGCAUGAACUGAAGAAAUUAUAUGAGAAUGUAAAAUAUAUUUUUCUGUUUGGAGAUUAUUAUUCUGUCAAAAGCUAAACUAUGUGUUAAAUAAUUACCUUUGUUUAUGAUAGAGGUUUACCAAACACUUCUUCUGACAUAACGUUUAGUGAGCAAAAGUAGGAUCAAGACUUAGGUAAGAAAUGUAGCUUUCAUUAUGCAACUUCAACAGAAAUAUGGAUUCUGAGAAAUAAUCCACCCAAAACAGGGGUGAAAUCUACUUACUUCCUUACUGGUUCAGAAGCACACACACGCCUCACAUGUGCGCGCACACCUUCUGCACAUGCGGAAAAACCUGCACAUGCACAAAAACUGCAUGCACAGAAGGUAAAAAAACACCCGGGCAGCGAUUGCUACUGGAUCACCGAACCACAGGGAAAAAUCGCUACCGGAUCGGGCGAUCUGGUCCGAUCCAGGAGCAUUUCACCCCUGACCCAAAGACUUCCUGAGCAAAAAUUCUACGUUUUUGAAAACUAGUUCCUGGGGUAUUAUUUAAAAAAAAAAAAAACCUAUGGGAAAUUUCAAUUUCCAAGAAUCCUGAUUUGAAAUAUAUGGAAGGAUGGAUAUAUGCAAUUGCCCUCUUUAUUCAUUUAUUUAACAAAAUUUAUAAAGCCUUUUUGAUCCAUAUGGACUCUGAGCAGUUUACAAAUGUAAAAGUACAGCAAAAUAAAUGCAACGAUUAACAUAAUGACGAUACUCAAGAUACUAUGGUCAU
This is a messenger RNA of Pantherophis guttatus, 2358 nucleotides long. Lineage: Eukaryota; Metazoa; Chordata; Lepidosauria; Squamata; Colubridae. The record is from RefSeq and is a predicted model, not a curated record.